This is a messenger RNA of Ilex paraguariensis (yerba mate), 420 nucleotides long. Lineage: Eukaryota; Viridiplantae; Streptophyta; Magnoliopsida; Aquifoliales; Aquifoliaceae. The record is from the annotation of a GenBank genome assembly.
AUGGAAAAAGCGUUUCAAGCCCAUGCCUGCAUGGAGAAGGCGGGUUUGUUGGCAGAUGUUUGCACCUAUGGAGUAUUGAAACAUGGUUUGUGCAGUAAAGGAAAUAUGAAGGAAGCUUCAAAGCUAUUUACAUCAAUGCAUGAGAUGAAUUUGGAGCCAAAUGAUGUAAUCUACAAUAUGAUGAUUUAUGGAUACUACAACGAGGGUAGCUCCUACAGAGCCCUUAGGCUGCUCAAAGAAAUGAGAGAGAAUGGAAUGGUUCCAAAUGUGGCUAGCUAUAGUUUGACCGUCAGACUUCUUUGCAAGGAAGGGAAGUUGAAUGAGGGUGAUAUUCUUCUCAACUAUAUGAUAAAGUCUGGUUUAGAACCAUCAAUUUCUAUUUUUAAUGAGAUAUGUAAAGCCAAAUCCAUUGAUACAUAG